Molecule: messenger RNA, 1385 nt
Organism: Cuscuta epithymum
Lineage: Eukaryota; Viridiplantae; Streptophyta; Magnoliopsida; Solanales; Convolvulaceae
Source: the annotation of a GenBank genome assembly
CAUGCUCCAACUUGAGGGGGGGUAUUGGGAGAUAUUUUGCAUAUAUAUUAUUUAAGGAUAGUUUUUAUUAUGGUUGGAAUAUUUUCUACAUUUAAUGUUUGUUAUUUCUAGCCAUGUAAUACGGAUGACCGACUCAAUUAGAUUGGCAUCCACUCUUGUAUUUAAACAAGGCCGAUUGGCUCUCAAAAACCAUGAAGCAAUAUUACUCUUAAACUCUUCUUCCUAAUUUUCCUAACCUGCGUAUUACACGAAGUUAAUAGGAAGUCGUAAUGGAGUGCAAUGGAAUCAAUUGGCAGGAGGAGAAAUUAAAAAGCAGAGCUGUUGGGAGCUUAUUCCGGAGGAAUUAGAAGUAGUUUGGACCAGUUCCGGAAAUUGGUUGCAGUGUGGAACUGGAAAUGGGCAACUAGUUUCUGAGACGGAAGCACACUUUUCAUCACAGAAAGUAUCAGAUACAAAGGGAGUGUUUGCUAAAACUAAAAAAAAUGUUUUUCAGUUUUUGGCUUUAAAAAGAUCAAAUGAGGUUUUCAAAUGAUAGCUUCUACUGAAAUGAAGCAUUUAAAAGCUACAAGCUCGAAGCAGGUUAACUGCUUUUCAAAAGGUACAUCGAUAUGACUUAACACUAGAGCACAUCGUCUAGGGUGAGGAUUUCCACCGUCAUCUUGUUUGAGCAGAUCGUCUUCUUCAGCACCUUUCGGGCUUCUCUCUAAGGUUACUAGCAGCCAGAGCUUUUCUUCUGCUAUCGACAAUUGUCGAGGAGCAGUUUUGGAUUAUGUGUGUCUUUGAGGCAUCGUUUCAGACUAUUUCCUUGUUUUCUUCGUGUCUUUCUUACAUCGAUCCAAGAUUGUUCUAAAUAUGAGGGAGCCAAGGGAGGGAGAAAUGGAGGCGUCCAGAGGGGCUGAAAUUGCAGGGCAUACGGAGGUUGCUCGUCAAGGUAUCAGUCGAGCGACGGGCGGGAGCCGUGCCUUGUUCGUGUCAACAAUCAUUGAGAUGGUCCGGCCUCCUCUUGAACCACCGCCAGGGUCUGAACAAGGUGCUAGGGUUCAAGAUAUUUAUUUUUCUUAUUUAGCUGUUUUCAUGUUUCGCCCUCCUCCUAUUAGUUUUUAUUAUUUUGUCAUUUGGUUUCUUGUUAUCAUUUAUGUUGUUAGGUUUGUCAGUUUGAGAAUUUAACCUUUUUUUAAUGUCAUUGGGUAUGUUUGGAUCUAUGGGAACAGAGAUGACUGUGUCAAGCCUGCUGUGUCAAGCAAUUCAUGUUGCUCUUUCAGGGGGGUGUCUCUAAGUCUGAUCAUAGGGUUUACAGUCGUAGUUGUUGGAGUUUAGUUGGUGUCGGAUUUGCUUUUCUUUUGAUUGAUGUAAUGAUCCCGAAACUUAUGAUAUGAAUAGCGGCA